AAAUGCGCAUGCGCCCUGCCUUGAGCUUGGGCGUUUUGUAGUAGAGGAGCAUCUCCUUCCCCAGAUGGAUAAACAUUUAAGGAGCAAUCUGAAACUCAGUUUACAAAGAAGAUAGAGGUAGUGAUAAUAGGUAAAAGUCUUUUCGUUUUGACAGAAUGUCCAGCAAGGAAGUAAAGACUGCUCUGAAAAGUGCUAGAGAUGCGAUCAGAAACAAAGAAUACAAGGAAGCUUUGAAACAUUGUAAGACAGUGUUAAAACAAGAGAAGAAUAACUAUAAUGCCUGGGUUUUUAUUGGCGUUGCUGCAGCCGAGCUAGAACAGCCUGAUCAGGCCCAGGGUGCCUACAAGAAAGCUGCUGAAUUAGAGCCAGACCAGCUACUAGCUUGGCAGGGGUUAGCAAGUUUGUAUGAGAAAUGUAAUCACAUCAAUGCUAAGGAUGACUUACCUGGUGUUUACCAAAAGCUCCUGGAUCUGUAUGAAAGUGUUGACAAACAGAAGUGGUGUGAUGUCUGUAAGAAACUGGUGGAUCUGUAUUACCAAGAAAAGAAACACGUAGAGGUGGCCCGGACAUGGCACAAAUUGAUAAAGACACGACAGGAAGAAGGUGCAGACAGCCAGGAGCUUCAUCAGCUGUGGAGGAAGUUGACUCAGUUGCUGGCUGGGUGCACUGAGGAUCAGAAUAAUGAGACCCAGCAAUUGCUUUUAGCUGCCUUUGAGAAUGCACUGGGCUUAUCAGAUAAGAUUCCUAGUGAAGAUCACCAAGUGCUUUAUAAACAUUUCAUUCAGUGUUUAUCCAAAUUUCCUCAUGAGGCUGCUAGGUUGAAGAAAGCCUGUGAAGGAAUGAUCAACGUCUAUCCCACUGUGCAGUAUCCAUUGGAAGUGCUUUGUUUACAUUUAAUUGAAUCAGGAAGUCUUACUGACGAGGGAGAACAGUAUUGUUGUAGACUAGUGGAAAUGGAUCCCCAAAGUGGUGCAGGUCUCAUAGGUUUAGGCAUUAAAGCAUUACAAGACAAAAAGUACGAAGAUGCUGUUAGGUACUUAACAGAAGGGAUAAAGGAAAGCCCUCUCUGCACAGCUGGAUGGUAUCAUCUGGCAGAAACCCAAGUCAGAAUGCAUAAACCUAAGGAAGCUGUUCUUUCGUGCAAUCAAGCUCUGAAGAAUAUAGAUAACCUUGGUGUGUCUGGUGGCAGACUGCAUCAGAAGAAUCUUUGUCUUCGUUUGAAAGCAGAGGCUUUGAUUAAACUCUCAGAUUAUGAAUCUUCAGAGGAAGCAAUUCGUACUCUUGAUCAGGUUUCUGAUGCAAAUAAUAUCCCAGGACUUUUGGUUCUCAAAGGUUUGGCCUAUCUGAACAAGGGCUCAUUAGAUGAAGCUUCAAAGAUUAUGGAAGACCUCUCUUCUUACCCUGACCUAACUGAAGCUCAUGCCCUGGAGGCUUUGAUUCAUUUUACCAAAAAGGACUAUCUACAAGCAGAAAAAUGUUUUCAGCGAGCUCUUGAGAAAGAUGCUGAAGUUGCUGAAUAUCAUUACCAACUUGGGUUAACAUAUUGGUCCAUGGGUGAAGAAACAAGAAAAGAUAAAACAAAGGCUCUUACCCACUUUUUGAAGGCUGCCAAACUGGAUACAUACAUGGGCAAAGUUUUCUGCUAUUUAGGUCAUUAUUACAAAGAUGUAGUAGGUGAUAAAAAUAGAGCCCGUGGAUGUUACAGGAAAGCUUUUGAAUUAGAUGACACCGAUGCUGAAUCUGGAGCUGCAGCAGUUGACUUAAGUGUUGAGCUUGAAGAGAUGGAAACUGCCUUAGCUAUCCUGACAACAGUCACUCAAAAGGCAAGUGCUGGGACGGCAAAGUGGGCCUGGCUUAGGCGAGGCCUAUACUAUCUGAAAGCUGGUCAGCAUUCCCAAGCAGUGGCUGAUUUACAGGCAGCAUUAAGGGCAGACCCGAAGGACUUCAAUUGCUGGGAGUCAUUAGGAGAGGCAUAUCUAAGCAGAGGUGGCUAUACAACAGCCUUGAAAUCCUUCACAAAAGCCAGUGAGCUGAACCCAGAGUCCAUCUACAGUGUGUUUAAAGUGGCGGCAAUACAGCAAACCCUUGGCAAAUAUAAGGAGGCGGUAGCUCAGUACCAGCUGAUCAUUAACAAGAAAGAAGAUUAUGUGCCUGCUCUGAAAGGUUUGGGUGAAUGCCACCUCCUGUUGGCAAAAGCAGCUCUAGUUGAUUAUCUUGAUGGGAAAGCUGUAGACUGCGUAGAGAAAGCACUGGAAUAUUUUACUCGGGCUCUGCAACAUCGAGCUGAUGUGUCUUGCCUUUGGAAGCUAGUUGGGGACGCUUGUACCAGUCUGUCUGCUGUCUCACCAUCUAAAGUGAAUGUCAGUGUCUUAGGAGUCCUUCUAGGUCAGAAAGAAGGAAAACAAGUAUUAAAGAAAAAUGAGCUCCUCCAUCUUGGAGGAAGAUGUUACGGUCGUGCAUUAAAACUGAUGUCUACAUCUAAUACAUGGUGUGACCUUGGAAUUAAUUAUUAUCGCCAAGCACAACAUCUAGCAGACACAGGCAGCAACUCAGAUGACCUUCAAGAGUUGUUGGAGAAAUCUAUGCAUUGUCUAAAAAAAGCUGUGAGACUUGACAGUAAUAAUCACUUAUACUGGAAUGCUCUUGGUGUAGUUUCAUGUUACAGUGGUAUUGGAAAUUAUGCCCUUGCUCAGCACUGUUUCAUCAAAUCAAUCCAGUCAGAACAAAUUAAUGCAGUUGCAUGGACCAACUUGGGAGUGUUAUACCUUGCAAAUGAAAAAAUUGAGCAAGCUCAUGAAGCUUUCAAAAUGGCUCAAUCCCUUGAUCCAUCUUAUUUAAUGUGCUGGAUUGGACAAGCUCUAAUUGCAGAGACAGUGGGAAGUUAUGACACCAUGGAUCUCUUCAGGCACACUACAGAACUCAGUAUGCAUACUGAGGGAGCAAUAGGUUAUGCGCAUUGGGUCUGCACAACACUGCAAGAUAAGAGCAACAGAGACACGGAGCUCUACCGGUACAACAUCCUCCAGAUGAAUGCCGUUCCAGCAGCACAAGUGGUCUUGAGCAAAUACGUGGAGAGAAUUCAGAAUUAUGCUCCAGCUUUCACAAUGUUGGGUUACUUAAAUGAACAUCUGCAACUGAAGAAGGAAGCAGCAAAUGCGUAUCAAAGGGCAAUUUUGUUGUUACAGACUGCAGAAGACCGAGAUGCUUAUAAUGUUACAGUAAGAAAUUAUGGCAGAUUGUUAUGUUCCAUUGGUGAAUAUGAUAAAGCUAUCCAGGCUUUUAAGUCAACACCCCUUGAGGAUUUAGAAGACAUCAUAGGUUUCGCAUUAGCUUUGUUUAUGAAGGGUGUGUACAAGGAGAGCAGCAAAGCGUAUGAGAGAGCCUUGGCAAUUGUUGAAUCAGAGCAAGACAAAGCUCAUAUCCUGACAGCUCUGGCAAUAGUGGAAUAUAAACAAGGAAAAAUGGAUGUAGCCAAGACAUUGCUGUUCAAAUGCUCUAUCUUAAAGGAACCAACAGUGGAAAGCCUUCAAGCCCUGUGUGCUCUGGGAUUGGCAAUGCAGGAUGCUACACUGUCAAAAGCUGCACUUAACGAGCUAGUGAAGCACAGCAAACAGAACAGUGAUUAUCAGAGGAGCCUUCUUACUUCAGCCAUCUGUGCCCUGCAAGGCCGCAGCGUGGCAGUGCAGAGACAAGCAUCCAGAGCUGUUCACAGUAACCCAGCUGAUCCUGCUCUUUGGUCCCUGUUGUCCCGAGUGGUUGCCCAGUAUACUCAGCGAAAUGCAAAGGGAGGUGCAGUGGCAGGAAAUGUGGCUCAUAUUCUGGACUCAAAUCAUGGAAAGAAGGCAUUACUGUACACUGCAGUAAAUCAGUUGGCAAUGGGAAGCAAUUCAGCAGAAGAUGAGAAAAAUACUGCACUAAAGACCAUUCAGAAGGCAGCUCUCCUUUCUCCAGGUGAUCCUGCUGUCUGGGCUGGACUGAUGGCAGCUUGUCAUGCCGAUGAUAUACUGGCCCUGGUGAGCAGCACUCAGCCAAAGAGGAUGGAUUUAUACUUGGCACUGUUAUCUGCUGUUUCUGCUUCAAUUAAAGACAAAGGACUCUAUGAAAAUUACAACCAGUCUCUUGAAAGGUGGUCUCUCUCUCAAGCUGUCACUGGUCUAAUAGACACAGGAAGAAUAUCUGAAGCUGAAGCCCUUUGCACAAAGAAUUUAAAAAGUAACCCUGAUCUACCAGCUGUUAUCUUACUCUUGAGACAAGUUCAAUGUAAACCACUCCUGGAGUCACGAAAACCUCUCCCAGAUGCUGUACUUGAAGAGCUGCAAAAAACAGUCAUGUCCAACUCAACCUCUGUUCCAGCUUGGCAGUGGCUGGCACACAUAUAUCAGUCCCAGGGAAUGAUGGGCGCUGCAGAGAUGUGCUACAGGAAGAGUCUGCAAGUAGCAUCCCAGCAGGGCAGCUGGAGCGGGAAGCUCUCGAGCCUGUUGAGGCUAGCACUGCUUGCGCUGGAAGUCUACAUGGCUAAUGUUUCCAGUGAUCACUGGCCAUCCUUGGUUCAAGAAGCUACAGCUGAGGCCCUGAAACUUUGCUUUUGUCCACUUGCUGUCCUUUUACAAGCUUUGUUACAAUUCAAACGCAAAAUGGGAGCAAGAGAGACACGGCGACUUUUGGAGAGAGUUGUGUAUCAGCCUGGGUAUCCCAAAUCUAUUGUUUCAACAGCACGUUGGUACCUUCUGAGACACUUACAUGCCAGAAAUGACUACGAGCUCAUUGAUGUGCUGGUAAACAAUGCCAAAACUCACGGAGAUGCAAGAGCGUUGGAACUGAAUCAGAAAUUGUCCUCACAAUAACAGUGCUUUAUUUUAUAGUAAGCAGGCAAAGAAAAAGCUAUUAGAAAUAAAGAAAGAAAGAAUCAAGACUUUCCCCCAAAGCAACAGUUUAAAAAGCUAUAGUUACAAUCAUCCAUUUCUUUUUAAAAUCUAAAGAUGUUUAAGUUCUUAAGCUAGGGAUGUAAUUUUCCAUAAACUCUUAAUAUAACUUUAAUUUGAAAACAUUUUUGAUUUUGAGACGUCUAUAAUGAAAGGAAAAACCAUGAUUCCCUUAGUAGUUCGUUAGUUAUUUGUGAAUCAUUAUUUUCUGUGUCUUGCAUGGUGCACAAUAGGACUUUUUUUUUUGUAAUCCCUUACAAUAAAGCUUUAAUAGCCAUUUGCUAAAUUAUAUGCAAAGUGAGAUUAGCACAGUGCAGAGUUUUAUUUGUUAAAAAACAAAUUAAAAGUUUUAAUUCCUUCUGUGAAUUCUAGAGUUCAGCAGACCAAUUCAUCCAAUAUCCAGAUAAUCUUAUCAUCUGUUUUACUAGUGGUUCAUCUUGGAUUCUGUUGAAGAAGCAUAAUAUAAAUGUUAGGUGAGUCCUGGACUGCUAAUUGGGCUUCCUUGGUUGCUCAGACAGUAAAGAAUCCGCCUGCAGUGUGGGAGACCCAGGGGAUCACCCCGGGUUGGGAAGAUCCCCUAGAGGAGGGCAUGGCCGCCCACUCCGGUACUCUUGCCUGGAGAACCUCCCUAGACAGAGGAGCCUGGUGGGCUACAGUCCCUGGGGUUGCAAAGAGUUGGACACGACUGAGUGACUGAGCACAGCGCAGACUGCUAAUGGAUAUGUCUAUAGAAUUCAAAACUCUCAAGUGUAAGGCUGCAUUUAAAAAGUGAGUGAAAAUUUUUCAAAAACAAUGCUGACAAUAUUUAAUCGAUCAUGUAAUUCCUUCAUUUAUGCUAAAAAGAUGAACUUUUCUUAAAUAAAAACAAAAAUGGUGUCUUGUUUUCUUUACAGUAUCAAUUCAGAUAUAAUUUCAGAAUUCCAAAUUUGGAGACUUGAAAGUACAGUUUCCUAUUUUAUUUUUUCAAAAAGCCAUUUAUAUUAAUUUGAAGAAGCUGUAUGUCACUUGCUUUGGAUCUGUGGUUUUAAAGUGUUUCAUCUAUUUACAUGAAUUAUUUAUUGUGUGAAAAUGGGUGGUAUAAUUUAUAUAUGUAGCUUUUCUAAAUCAUCAGCUUCACAGUGUUACUUUGUAAGAUAGUACAAAUUGAUAAUAUUCUGUAAUUAAAUUUUACUCCACAGGUUAAUCUAUUGAAUGCCUAUAUUUGGCUGAAUAUUAUCAUCACUGAGACCUAUUCAAUCUGAAUCUUUAACGAUGGAGGCUAGGACUCUGCAUUUUAAAGGCAUGCCUAAGACAUUCUAAUCUUGGGCCAUUGAUGCUCGUGAACCACUGACUUAAUGCAACGAUGAUCCUGCCCUUUACUUCUUUCUUUCACAAGACCAAGCACUUGCUGUUCUCUGCCGAUGUCUUCCUGUCCUCACAGCUGUGAAACCGAUUCGUCCUUUUAACAGCCUGGUCCUCAGGUUUGGCAAGGCUGUGCUAGAGAGGCUGCCCACACAGCCCCAAUGCUGGGCACAUUAGCCUUCACCCCCACAGUGGACUCAUCUGUCUGCUUACACAUUUACGAGUCAGUUCUUUUUUUUUUUCUUUUAAUUAGAAGCUAAUUACUUUACAAUAUUGUAGUGGUUUUGCCAUACACUAACAUGAAUCAGCCACGGGUGUACAUGUGUCCCCAUCCUGAACCCUCCUCCCACCUCCCUCCCCAUCCCAUCCCUCUGGGUCAUCCCAGUGCACCAGCCCUGAGCACCCUGUCUCAUGCAUCGAACCUGGACUAGUCAUCUAUUUCACGUAUGAUAAUACACAUGUUUCAAUGGUAUUCUCUCAGAUCAUCCCACCCUCACCUUCUCCCACAGAGUCCAAAAGUCUGUUCUUUACACCUGUGUCUCUUGUGCUGUCUUGCAUAUAGGGUCAUUGUUACCAUCCUUCUAAAUUCCAUAUAUAUGUGUUAAUAUACUAUAUUGGUGUUUUUCUUUCUGACUUACUUCACCUGUAAAAUAGGCUCCAGUUUCAUCCACCUCGUUAGAACUGAUUCAAAUGCAUUCUUUUUAAUAGCUGAGUAAUACUCCAUUGUGUGUAUGUACCACAGCUUUCUUAUCCAUUCAUCUGCCGAUGGACAUCUAGGUUGCUGCCAUGUCCUGGCUAUUGUAAACAGCGUGAAGACAUACAGAUGGCUAACAAACACAUGAAAAGAUGCUCAACAUCACUCAUUAUCAGAGAAAGGCAAAUCAAAACCACAGUGAGGUACCAUCUCACGCCGGUCAGAAUGACUGCUAUUAAAAAGUCUACAAGCAAUAAAUGCUGGAGAGGGUGUGGAGAAAAGGGAGCCCUCUUACACUGUUGGUGGGAAUGCAAACUAGUGCAGCCACUAUGGAGAACAGUGUGGAGAUUCCUUAAAAAGCUUGAAAUAGAAUGGCCAUAUGACCCAGCAAUCCCACUCCUCAGCAUACACACCGAGGAAACCAGAAUUGAAAGAGAUGCAUGUACCCCAGUGUUCACUGCAGCACUGUUUACAAGUCAGUUCUUGUUUUCCACUUGCUUUCUGGGCUGGUGCUGCUUCACAAAGUCACUUUCACCUACAGGGUGGACUUGGCUAACUUUUGCUCCAAGCCUAUAAGCAAGGAGUGACCUUUUGACUCCAUUGCCUAGUUCUGGCCUCCAGGAACUUCAAGCCCAGAUUUUUUAGAAAAUAAGGUUAGAAAGUACUGUAGUUAAUACUAUCUCAGGUAAUUCUCUCUCUCUCUCUUUUUUUGCAUAGCUGUAUAUUCAUCCUCUCUAUUUGUUGCCUUCUCUUCAGAUAGCUCCCCAGUUACUGUGAGACUCAAAUAAUUCCUAACCAUAUAAUUUAUAGAACUAACUUUAUGCCAGACCUGUGUGAAGUGUUUUAAACAUUGUUAUUUAAUCCAAGUUGGUAAAGAAGAGUGAUGCUAAACAGCAUACUUAAAGCAGAAAAAAUAUGAGGUAAUCAGUGUUACCUGAUUUGAAGAAGUGGCUGAAAUUUAUUUUCAGAGUUUAUUUGUAAGUUUAAUUAGAGUACAUUAAAAACUAUUUCCUGACAUAUCAAUAUUUAGCAUUCAUAGUAAGUGUUUCAUUAUUUUUAUCUCUUUGAGAAGUAUAGUGCAUUUUCUGUGAAUUUUUAUUUACCAUUUGCUGCUAUUAACUAUUAUUAGUCAACUUGAUUAAUAAUUAUUAAUUAUUAUUGAUUAGAUGCAUAUAGGCUAGCUUGGCAUCUGAUAGUCGUUUCCAGUUGGAAAGUCAUUUUAGCUUAUGAGUAAACUUUUGGAGCACAGUCUGUUUGGGAUCACUUGUCCUAUUUCUUAAAGUGCCCCUUGUGUUAAUUUCUGGUCAGGAUUAAAAAAACAACCUUAGUUUUAAAUUACUCUGCUCUUUUUUCACUUUACAAAAUGAGUUGACAAGCUUCAUGUAAUCUGGGACUCUACACAAAACAGGAUUGGUCAAAAAUAUUCAUGUUGCAUAUUACAGGAAUUAAUAGAUGUGGUUAUAUAAACUGGUAUGAAACUUUAGUUAGGUAAAUAUUUAGUAGUAAGUCAUAUACAACUAUGAAAAGAUACACAUAUUUGGUUUCUCCACAGAAAAUUAGUUAUCUGCUUCAGGGAAGUUUUAUAGGAAAACAAAAAUGAAGCAUAUUUUAUUUAUGAAUCAGUGUGUCUUGCAGAUUCAUUUUAAUUUUUGUGCAUUAAAAAAUGUAGAAACUUUGUUUUGGCAAAGUUGACCCUUGUCUCUGGACAGGUCUUCCUUUUUCCCACUUUAGUUUUGUUGGAUAGAAAACUUCUCAGGCUCCAAAACUGCUUGUUAUAAGACAUAGCAUUUAGCUGCAGAUUAUAAACUGACCUUCAAUUUGCAGGAGAGGUUUUUUGUUUUGCCUUUGUUUUUUUACUUUGGAAAGAUAAAUUUGUGUAUCAGAUACAGGCACAGUGAUCUUUUCAUUUUAAGUGAUAUAUAUUUAUUUUACAUGCUCUGCUCAGUCCUCUUUGUGACCCUGCGGACUGUAGCCCGCUAGGCUCCUCUGUCUGUGGAAUUUUCCAGGCAAGAAUACUGAAGUGGGUAGCCAUUCUCUUCCCCAGGGAAUCUUCCCGACCCAGGGAUCAAGCGCGUGUCUCCUGCGUCUCCUGCGUUGGCAAGUGGGUUCUUCACUACCGAGCCACCUGGUACUUUUUAUACAGAUAAACUAGAAAGUCCAUAAAGAAGGCUGAGCACCAAAGAAUUGAUGCUUUCAAACUGUUGUGUUGGACUGCAAGGAGAUCCAACCAGUCCAUCCUAAAGGAAAUCCAUCCUGAAUAUUCGUUGGAAGGACUGAUGCUGAAGCUGAAGCUUCAAUAUUUUAGCCACCUGAUGUAAAGAGCUGUUUCAUUAGAAAAGACCCUGAUGCUGGGAAAGAUUGAAGAGAAGAGGAGAAGGGGAUGACAGAGAAUGAGACAGUUGGAUGGCAUCACUGACUUGGUGGACAUGAGUUUGAGUAAACUCGGGAGAUGGUGAAGGACAGGGAGGCCUGCAUGCUGCAGUCCAUGGGGUCGCAAAGAGUCGGACACGACUGAGUGACUGGACAACAGCAAUGAAAGUAAAAAGUCAGAAAAUACCUUUAUUUACAGUAUGCACAUAACUUCUGGUUUGGAAUAUGUAAUCACUUAGAUCUGUGGGACCUAAAGACCAUUCAUACUGUCUAGCUGUCUGCAUACUAUAUAAUAAUUGGUUUUUCCUCUCUUUGGAUGAUUAGGAACUUUUUGAAUAACUUUAUUUUAAAUUCUGAUUACCUGAACAAAUACCUUAUACAACUCUCAUUUUUUUAUAAAUGCUAUUUUUAAAUUUCACAAUGUUUUGAAGAAAUUUAGAAUUUGUUUAACAGUGUUAUGAAAUAGUUAAAACUUUUUUUCUUGUAUUUUGAACUUAGAAUUGAAAUACCUGUUUAUUUUAAUGAAGAGAAAUGAUGCCAGGAAAGGGAUCAUUGAAACUGGAGUGUCCACUGAAAAAAAGGUGUUGGAUUGCAUACAAUAUCCCUGGACUGUUGAAAUAAUUUGUUAUGUCAUGAUCAUGAGUUUGAAUAGGUACACAGGUUCAUUUGGGCUUCAUGCUUUACCACAUACUUUCCCUAUAUAUAAUCUAUGACAGAAAUCCUUAAGUUAUAUUUAUUCUGGAGAGAAGUAAUGGAAAAAUGCUUAUCUUGUUAUUUCUGUUUGUGGCAGCAGAAUAAGGUGUCCGUGUCCCAACCCCUGAAAUUUGUGACUACGUUGCAGAUGUGACUUAAGGUUUUGGACCCUGAGGUGGGGAGAUUAUCCUAGAUUGUCUGGGUGAUUCCAGUUUACUCACAGGAAUUUUUAAAAGUAGAGAGCCUGUCAGAGAGACGUGCCAGCGGGAGGUCAGAGAGAUUCGGUAUUGCUGCUGUGAAGAUGGAAGAAGGGGCCCCUCGCCACUCCAGGAACUGGGGAAGGCAGGACACGCCAUCUGCCAAGUUCCCGAAAGGGAUGCGGCCCGGCUGAUACUUUGAUCGUAGCCUGGUGAGACCCAUGAUGGACUUCUGACUUACAAAACUGUAAGAUAAUAAACUUAGGUUUUUCAGUCGCCAAGUUUGUGGUAGUUUGUUAGGGCAGCAGUAGAAAAUCAGUACAUGGCUCACUGUGAUUGCUGUUAAAAUGAAUACUCCUACCUUUGAGUUGGAAUUUCACCAGAUCACUGCUGUUGAGGAUCAUCAUCUACAUUGCUGCCAAAAGGGGGGGUCAUCAGAUACAAGAUAAUGAGUCAUUAAAAAUGGUUACUGUGAAUAGUACUUGA
This is a messenger RNA of Dama dama (fallow deer), 10703 nucleotides long. It is a transcript of the gene SKIC3, whose product is annotated as SKI3 subunit of superkiller complex. Lineage: Eukaryota; Metazoa; Chordata; Mammalia; Artiodactyla; Cervidae. The record is from RefSeq and is a predicted model, not a curated record. Gene Ontology annotation, molecular function: protein binding. Gene Ontology annotation, cellular component: Ski complex. Bases 156 to 4844 code for a protein of 1562 amino acids. The transcript is spliced from 42 exons.